AGUUUCAACGGUCGUAGAAAGUAGAUGUGUAUUUUAUAAUUUAUUUUUCAUCAUCAUCUCUCAAAUCAAAAAAAAUACAAAAUAAAAAAAAAUAAAAUACACAACAACAUCACGCAUAUAACGAGCUGCUCGCAUAUAACUACAGCCACACAGCGUUCAAGUUGUGAAGUUUUUUUAUUUUAUUUUUUUCGUUGAAAUAAUAUUUUUUUACACACACCCUUAAUAAGAUAAAAAAAAAAUUGGGGAUAUCGCAUACUUUUCUCCAAGUAUUUACUUUUUUGUACGAUUUUACAAGUUAUUUGUUUACCGAAUAGUUUAGCGUUGGACCGUCGUCGUCGUAAUUGAGCUUAAAUACACUAAUAAAGUGACACAUGCUGUAAAAAAAUUCAAAAAAAAAUAAAAGAAAAAUUAAAAAAGAGGCUGAAAGCAUUCCGCUGUGUGUAAAUUUUUUCUUCUAUUAGAGAGAAAGACACAGAGUAAAAAAAAAAUACGGCGGCGUGUAAAGAAAUUACUGCGAGUGAAUGUGUAGGAAAAAAAAUUAUUGAAUCACCGGCAGUGCGGCGCAGAGAAAUUGAAUUGUCGAAAUUUUAAUUUUUUUUUCGUUACUUAAACUUUUACUUAUUCUAACCUCAAAUUCGAACGGGAACGACGAAAAAAUCGAGGACCAAAGGCGGCAAAAAAUUUUUAUUUAAUUUUUUAUUGUAAACAUCAACAUUUCCACAGAUAAAACAUUCAAAAUGACGCAAAUAAUCAAAGAUGUGCACGACUGGUAUAGAGAUUUAAUGGAUAACAAAAGUGAUCCCAGAGUUAACGACUGGCCAAUGAUGUCUUCGCCGUUUCCGACACUCGCCCUCUGUCUUUUCUACGCGUAUUUUAGCAAAUCGUUAGCGCCAAAAAUCAUGGCAAACAGAAAACCCUUCGACCUGAGGAACGUUCUAGUUGUUUAUAAUCUAAUUCAAACAGUUUUUAGCAUAUGGAUAUUUUACGAGUAUUUACAAAGCGGUUGGUGGGGUCAUUAUAGCUUUAAGUGUCAACCUGUCGAUUAUUCCAACGAUCCAAUGGCUCUUCGGAUGGCGCGCACUUGUUGGUGGUACUACAUUGCCAAAUUCACAGAAUUCUUCGAUACGCUGUUCUUCUUGAUGAGAAAAAAGUUCAAUCACGUUUCGACAUUGCAUGUCAUUCAUCACGGAUGCAUGCCGUUCUCGGUAUGGAUGGGAAUGAAGUUUGCGCCAGGCGGUCAUAGCACCUUCUUCGCUAUGUUGAACUCCUUCGUGCAUAUCGUCAUGUACUUCUACUACAUGGUCGCUGCAUUGGGACCAAAAUACCAAAAAUUCAUUUGGUGGAAAAAAUAUCUUACAGCCUUCCAAAUGGUACAAUUCGUCGCUAUUUUCACACAUCAAUUCCAAUUGUUAUUCCGCGAAUGUGAUUACCCCAAAGGAUUCAUGGUCUGGAUCGGCUUGCAUGGUGUCAUGUUCCUCUUCCUCUUCUCCGACUUUUACAAACAAGCGUACAACAAACGUGCUGCUGCUGCCCACAAAAAAUUCGACGAUUACCAAAACGGUAAAAUCAUGGCAAACGGUCAUGCCAACGGAAAACUUAAUGGAACAAAUGAAGGCGCUUGCAUGCCUGUAUUAGAAGAUGAACCUGUCUUGAAGAACGGAAAUGGCGUUCACAUGAAUGGAAAUGGGCACAAAUACACAAAUGGAUACACGAAUGGACACAUUUACAACAACAACAACGGCACGGUGAACGGCAAUGGACUGAAAUCGAGGAAAGAUUAACAAGAUUUUUAGGCAAAAAGUAAUUUUAGAAAAUCAGAAACAAUCAGAAAAAAAUAGAUCAUGACUAUUUAUUAGAAAAAAAAAAUAAAUAAAAUGGAAAAAAUUUAAUUUAAAAAAAAAAAUAUUGGAAUAAAAAUUUACAAAAAUGUACAAUAAUAAAUUGAAUAAAAAAAUGAAGAGGAACAAAAAAAAUCGGAUAGGAACAAAAAAAUAGAAUUACAGCAUUUUUCUAACAAAUUUACCAUUUUUUGUAUUUUUUUGCUCAAAUAUGUGUUAAGCUAAAAACUUUAUUUCAUCGCAUAAUAAAUAAUUAAAAUAUUUAAUAUUAUUGUUGGGUGCAUAUUUUACAUUAAAACAAACAUCGAU
Culicoides brevitarsis is the source of this 2147-nucleotide messenger RNA. RefSeq names its product very long chain fatty acid elongase 7. The record is from RefSeq and is a predicted model, not a curated record. Gene Ontology annotation, molecular function: fatty acid elongase activity. The coding region runs from base 738 to 1781 and encodes 347 amino acids. Gene Ontology annotation, biological process: fatty acid elongation, saturated fatty acid; sphingolipid biosynthetic process; very long-chain fatty acid biosynthetic process. Gene Ontology annotation, cellular component: endoplasmic reticulum membrane. The transcript has 8 exons. Lineage: Eukaryota; Metazoa; Arthropoda; Insecta; Diptera; Ceratopogonidae.